AUGGCGCCAGUCAAGGACACGAGCAGCGUUCAUACGACGAUCAAGGAUAUUAUACAACAUCUUUCCGAGAUUCAGAUGCAGACACACGGUUAUCUUCCGGAAACUCAGGAUCUUUUGGUCGACAAAAUGACUGAUCUGGCGGAAUCUCUCUCACGCCUUCAAACUCUGACAUCCGUCACGGCAUCCCCGAACAAUUACAUCCACCAUGUCCAGAUCGCUCCAGAGAUUGUUGAUUACGUGGACGACGGGCGGAAUCCCGAUAUCUUUACCCGAGAUUUUGUCGAAAAUGUCCAGCGAGGAAAUGCGGUCAUAAAUGGCAAGCAACAAGCGUUCAAGGAGUUUACCGAAAUCUACGCAAAGGCUCUCAAGGAUGGUAUUCCAGGUGUGAGUCGACAGGUUGACCAGGUAAUGAAGAAUGCCGAGUUUGAAAUCAACAAGGAUGACGAAGGACAACAUGGAUCAGGACCUUCAAAUACAAAUGGACCCCAGAAUGGGAGAGAAGGGGCUUGA
Molecule: messenger RNA, 510 nt
Organism: Rhinocladiella mackenziei CBS 650.93
Lineage: Eukaryota; Fungi; Ascomycota; Eurotiomycetes; Chaetothyriales; Herpotrichiellaceae
Exons: 1
Coding region: 1-510 (169 amino acids)
Biological process (GO): regulation of transcription by RNA polymerase II
Cellular component (GO): mediator complex
Molecular function (GO): transcription coregulator activity
Source: RefSeq, a predicted model, not a curated record